This is a messenger RNA of Dermacentor silvarum, 393 nucleotides long. RefSeq lists its product as uncharacterized. Lineage: Eukaryota; Metazoa; Arthropoda; Arachnida; Ixodida; Ixodidae. The transcript is spliced from 6 exons. The record is from RefSeq and is a predicted model, not a curated record. Bases 1 to 393 code for a protein of 130 amino acids.
AUGGGGCAUGUACCCGUGGGCGUCACGUCUAUGGCCAUCCUCAUCGUUUUCGGACUGUAUAUUUUAGACUCUGGCACUCCAUGCAAUACUGAACUUCCUCCUGUUGGACCUCGUCUUCUGCGAGCAAAAGCACUUUUUGGUGAAGGCAUGAGAGUGUGCAAGAAGGAAAUUGUCGCGUACGCAAAUACCAUCCCAUCUCAGAAAAUACGUAAGAUUUUGCAGGCUUCAUGCUCCGCGUUCAACACCUGCAAAACUCUCGCCCAAGAGGACAAUUUGGAACCGGCCUACCAGUGCUUGGUGUCUCAAGCCCAAAGUACGACUUCACCGUCUGCUUUAUGGCUUAACAUGUCGGACGAAUACAGAGAUGCGACACAAGGAGCAUUGAUUGUGUGA